Molecule: messenger RNA, 1982 nt
Organism: Quercus lobata
Lineage: Eukaryota; Viridiplantae; Streptophyta; Magnoliopsida; Fagales; Fagaceae
Product: F-box/kelch-repeat protein At3g06240-like
Exons: 2
Coding region: 118-1218 (366 amino acids)
Molecular function (GO): protein binding
Source: RefSeq, a predicted model, not a curated record
GCAUUUUCGUUUUCAAACAAACACACUGAAAAAGGAAGCAUUAACUUGGCUCCUCUUGGCUCUUACUUUACCUUCUGGCAGCCGCAAACCUAUACCAAAGGUCCAAAAGUACCACCGAUGUCUCGACCUACGGAAAAGCUAAGAUUGUUGACCGAGCGUGUUCUGGACGAUGACAUCGUAUUCGACAUAAUGACUCGGCUGCCAGUGAAAUCCUUAAUCCGAUUCAGGUGCGUUUCUAAAUCAUGGUACUCUACAAUCACAAACCCCAUUUUCAUUGCCACACACUUCAAGCUCAACGAAGCCAAAUCAUUAUCCAAUAAAAAUAGUCACAAUGGUUAUCUGCUAUAUACACCUGUAACAAAGAGCUAUUAUUUUCACAAAGAAUUGCGUACACUUGUUUACAAUAGGGACCGCACAGUGACUGAGAUUUCCAGGUGUGACGAAAACAAUGGUGAUCAUAUGAUAUAUUUGUGGAACCCAAGCAUUAGAAAGUUUAAGAUGCUUGCUCCUCCUCUUUUGACUGACCCUUGUGAUAGUGCCACCCUUGGACUUGCUUAUCAUUCUCAAAAGAAUGAUUUCAAGAUUCUUAGACUUGUGAGUUUCCUAGGGCCUCUUGGAGAGCCAGAUCCACCGACUGAGGCUGAGGUUUACACAUUGAGUACGGAUUCGUGGAGGAAGGUAGUGUCGGCGGAGUUGUCCGACCCCAACGCUGGACGUCUUUCUCAUCAUUCACCACAUAUUUUUUUUAACGGAGCACUGCACUGUAUAGCAGCUAAUAAACACUGCAGUUUCAUUUUGUCCUUUGACAUUAAUGAUGAGAGAUUCCAUAAGAUAAUGCUGCCUCUGGAUUUAUUAGAUUUGUACCAAUCAUAUCUUACAGUGUUCAAGGGAUCGCUCGCUUAUAUUAUUAUCUCUAACCAUCGAGCUACUGGGGGCAUUAUGUGCCACUUAUGGGUGAUGAAGGAGUAUGGCGUGGCAGAGUCUUGGACCAGAAAAUGUGUACCAAUCGAUUGGUUUCAUCAUUUCCAUGGCUGCACAGACAAUGGUGAAUUGCUAAUUACGAUUUGCAUGGAGCUGAUAUCAAUUGACCCUGAGAAUCUACUUCAGAACAGUCUUAUAAUGGAAUCAAAUAUUAGAUGGGCUGGUUACGCAGCCAAUUCCAUAGAGAGUUUGGUUCUACUUGAUGGGGUAAAUGUGUCAUCUGAAUACGAAGAUUAGUCUGUUGAGGUUCUAGCAAGGUGGCUAUUUUUGUGAAGUUCAAUGGCAAGUAUUUUGGUAUCAAAUAUGCAAUUUGAAUCCGAGCUCUAAUUAUGCUGUUUCUUUCUUCCCCCUUAUUUUUUAUGACAUGAGCAUUAGGGGUACUAAUUUAUUAAGAAUUGUUUUUAAAGGAGAUUAUGGCUAUUAUGCCGAAUUGAUAUUCGUGUCAAUAACAUUGUUCACAUCCUCAAAGAUGGCAAUGUCAUGGUGCUGCAUACAUGCUUAGCCAACAUAAUCUGAUCGCAUCUGAUUGCCCUCAUGAAAAAUUUUAUGACCUUAAUCUCUUUGUUCUCAGUCCCCACCAAAAAAAAAGGGGCUUAAUUUUUGCAUGCAGAAAGUUGAUUUAUUGGUGGUAAGAAAUAAAUAAGGCUGAUUUUAUAUUUCACGAUAUCAUAUAGAAGGCUUUAUAUUCUUUGCAGCCAUAGUUGAUUGAUCUAAUGCUUUUUUAUAAAAUAUGUUUUAACUGCUUGAAUUAGUUAGAGUUUGCUGAAAUUCGUGGAAUUAUUGAAAUAUAUGAUUUUGUAUGAUAUAAGAUGGCUGGGUUUAGUGAGAUUGUUGAUAAGUGGGCUAGUGAUAUAGAGAACUUAGUAUGAUUGAAUACUCUUUACUUUUGUAUACAGCAGAAGUCAAAGUCAAUUUUUGACUCAAAUCUAUGAUUUUUCAAUGCCAUUAUUCUUUUAGCUCUUUUUAAAAGCAUUAAGUUAUAAAUCUGAUUGUUUCUGGUC